AUGACAAAAGAUUAUCAAGACAGCAAAUCGUGUCGUCAAGAAGUGAUGUAUACAAAAGAUUCAUUGAAGAAACGGUUUAUUCCCAUCUACGUAAAACGAGAUUUCGUGGCUAGUGGUUGGUUGGGUGUACGCAUUGUCGGUCCACAAUACCUUCGUUUCGGCAAAAAACCUUUUGAAGAAACGGUCAAAGAUCUCGUGAAACUUAUUUUCGACGACAAGAGUGAGAAAAGCUCAAAACACAAGGUUGCUAAAGUGCCUGUUACUGUCCCUCUUGUUGAAAUCAAACCUGAUGAGAAUGACAAGCCGAAUGAAGAAUCGCCAAAAGAUAAUUACGAUGAUUCUAAUCAAUCUAGUCAUGAGAUACUGCCACUACUUGUACCUAAUCCUAAACCAAUUGAAAAAUGGAACUCGAAAGAUAUCGCCGAUUGGUUUGAUGCUAAUAAAGUUCGUUGUGAACUAAAAGAAAUGUAUGAUUUUCAAUGUGGCACUGAAUUACUUCUCUAUGGACAGUGUCUUCGACCAGAAUGGCAAUCUGAGUACUUUGAUGUACGAGAACAGUUCUUAAAACAAUACAGUACAGUAUUAUAUCGCAAUGAAUUUGUUCGUUUAGUCAAUGUAAUCAAUCAACUGGAACAGUUGCAGACAAAGCCUGUCUCAAGUACAUGUGGAAUUCUAUUACUAUUGUGGUUUAUUUUUGUAUUGCUGAAUACUUUCAAAAUGUUUUAA
Messenger RNA from Rotaria sp. Silwood2, 726 nucleotides. NCBI's taxonomy places the organism in Eukaryota, Metazoa, Rotifera, Eurotatoria, Philodinida, Philodinidae. The record is from the annotation of a GenBank genome assembly.